Molecule: messenger RNA, 1600 nt
Organism: Lipotes vexillifer (Yangtze River dolphin)
Lineage: Eukaryota; Metazoa; Chordata; Mammalia; Artiodactyla; Lipotidae
Gene: CABP1
Product: calcium binding protein 1
Exons: 6
Coding region: 67-1173 (368 amino acids)
Cellular component (GO): cytoplasm
Molecular function (GO): calcium ion binding; calcium channel regulator activity
Source: RefSeq, a predicted model, not a curated record
CCCCCAGAUUCGCACCGCCAGCCGCCGGGGAGCUCGGGGCUCCAGGCGUAGAGGCUGCGCUGUCACAUGGGCGGCGGCGACGGGGCCGCAUUUAAGCGGCCGGGGGACGGCGCCCGCCUCCAGCGCGUCCUCGGGCUCGGCUCCCGCCGGGCGCCCCGCUCUCUGCCCGCCGGGGGCCCAGCGCCGCGCCGCACCGCGCCGCCCCCGCCGGGCCAUGCGAGCGCGGGCCCCGCCGCGAUGAGCUCGCACAUCGCUAAAAGCGAGUCCAAGACGUCGCUGCUGAAGGCGGCGGCGGCGAGCGGGGGCAGCCGGGCUCCCCGCCACGGCCCUGCCCGGGAGCCAGUGCUGUCCAGCCGCCGGCUGCCCGGCCCCUGCCCGGGCACGCCGCCGCCGUCCGGGGACCCCAGUUCGCGGAGGCCCCUGUGCCGGCCGGCGCCGCGAGAGGAGGGCGCGAGGGGGAGCCGGCGCGGGCUCCCCCAGGCGCACUGCAGGCCCCGGGAGGCGCCGCCGGCCGCGGCGUCCCGACCUUCGCCGCCGUCGCCGCUGCCGCCGGCCCGCGGGCGGGAUGGGGAGGAACGGGGGCUGUCCCCGGCGCUCGGCCUCCGGGGCUCUCUGCGAGCCCCGGGUCGCGGGGACUCAGCUCCAGCCGCCGCGUCCGAGGCAGACCCGUUCCUCCACCAGCUGCGCCCCAUGCUCAGCUCCGCCUUCGGCCAGGACAGAUCACUGCGGCCAGAGGAGAUUGAAGAGCUCCGGGAGGCCUUCAGAGAGUUUGACAAAGACAAGGACGGCUACAUCAACUGCCGGGACCUGGGCAACUGCAUGCGCACCAUGGGCUACAUGCCUACCGAGAUGGAGCUUAUCGAGCUGUCUCAGCAGAUCAACAUGAACCUGGGUGGCCAUGUGGAUUUUGAUGACUUUGUGGAGCUAAUGGGACCUAAACUCCUGGCGGAGACGGCAGAUAUGAUUGGAGUAAAGGAACUGCGAGAUGCCUUCCGAGAGUUUGACACCAAUGGUGAUGGGGAGAUAAGUACCAGUGAGUUACGAGAGGCCAUGAGGAAACUCCUGGGUCAUCAGGUGGGACACCGAGACAUAGAGGAAAUUAUCCGAGAUGUGGACCUCAAUGGGGAUGGACGAGUGGACUUUGAAGAGUUUGUCCGGAUGAUGUCCCGCUGAGGCCGCCAGGGCCCCUCCAGGACUGCCAAGCUCCACGGGCGGGGAGAAGAGAAACCGGAGCUCGCCUCAUCCCGCCGCCGCCGCCGCCGCCGCCGCCGCCCACAGCCCGGGACGUACUGGCGGAUGGGGCCUGCCUGCACCCCGGGGAGGUGCCCACCCCGGACCCCCGCCCCUCCGCACUGUGAAAGACUCACGACUCCUGCAACUGGAAAGGGGGGCGCCCGCCGACGAGGAGGCCACCGCGCCAGGCUGGCGGAAGUCAGGCCGGGCGCCGAGUGCCAUAGACCCAGCCGCUGCUGGCUGGGGGCGCCCCACACAGCAUGUCUGCCCUCCGGGGCAGAGCCUCUCGCCGCCCUCCUUAGCUCUGUGCCCGUCCCCCCUCGCCUCAGCCCUGUUAUCUCAGAACCAAUAAAAAUAUUUCCAAGAG